AUGCCUGAUUAUGAAUUAAAAGAUAAUUAAUAUUAAAUUUGUAAGGAAAAUUGUAAAUAUAAUUCUGGUUACUAUUAUGAUUGGGAUUAACUUAAAUGUUUACAAUGUGAUUCACUCAAUGCAAAAAUAGUGCAAUAUAAUGUACAGCAUGUUCUCUUACGAAAUAUCUUGAGAAUCAAAAAUGUUUAUCUUGUUCUUAUCCUUGUCAUUAUUGUAUUAAUUCCAUUACAUGUACAAGUUGUAAAACAGGAUUAUUCUUAUUUAAUAAUAUAUGUCAAACAUGUUAGACUCCAUGUAUCUCUUGUAAAGAUAAUAAAUGUACUGCUUGUUAAGAUGGAUAUUUUUUAGAUAAAUCAUCAUAAUGUUCACAAUGUAUAACUCCGUGCAUCUAAUGCAAAUCUUUAACAGAAUGUAAAAAUUGUAUUCAAUCAAAAUAUAUACUUAAAGAUAAUAAGUGUCAACGAUGUAAUCAACCCUGUGAUGAAUGCAAUGAAAAUGGUUGUACAAAAUGUAAUAGAGGAUAUUAUCUUUAAUAUUAUACUUGUAUAUAAUGUUCUGAAAAUUGCAUAGAUUGUAAUGAACAAUUAUGUUAUAAUUGUAUCUAACCUAAAGUACCACAUCUGAAUAUUUGUGUCAGUUGUGAAAGUAAAUGUUAAAGUUGUACAAGUGAUAAAUGUUUAAUUUGUAAUAAUUCUCAUCAUUUAAUCGAUGGAUAGUGUUUACCUUGUAAAUCUAAUUGCAUAUCUUGUUCUGAAAUUCUAUGUCAAUUAUGUAAUAAUAAAUAUUAUGCCCAAUAAAGUGAAUGUCUAUCCUAUGAAUCUAAUUGCUAACUUUGUGAUGUCUCUAAUGUGAUAUCAAUUACUAUCCUAACGGUUAAUAGUGUAUCAAAUGUUAAGAUAAUUGUUUAUCUUGUACUCUUGUAAAGAUGGAUAUUUUUUAGAUGCAACUAAAUGUAAUAAAUGCAUUGAACCUUGUCUAACAUGUUUAACUUAAGAUCUUUGUUUAUCUUGUAAUUAAUCCUACUAUUUAACUGCUGAAAACAAAUGCUAAAAAUGUACAGAUGGAUGUCAAUAAUCAAAGAUGGAUACUAUCUAAAUAAUCAUCAAUGUUAACAAUGUUCUGAAGGUUGUUUAAGAUUUGUGUAUUCUUAAGACAUCAAGUUAUCUGUUUGUCUGCAGUGUGAUGAAGCUAAUUAUAGUUAUUAGGAUAAUGAAAAAUGUGUACAAUAAACAAUUGUUUGAUUUGUUCAUCUGA
This is a messenger RNA of Paramecium sonneborni, 1254 nucleotides long. The record is from the annotation of a GenBank genome assembly. Lineage: Eukaryota; Ciliophora; Oligohymenophorea; Peniculida; Parameciidae.